Molecule: messenger RNA, 4378 nt
Organism: Anopheles moucheti
Lineage: Eukaryota; Metazoa; Arthropoda; Insecta; Diptera; Culicidae
Product: bromodomain adjacent to zinc finger domain protein 1A-like
Exons: 2
Coding region: 147-4133 (1328 amino acids)
Biological process (GO): chromatin remodeling
Source: RefSeq, a predicted model, not a curated record
GAGCGCGUAGGCAUUGUAAACUUUCCCAACAAUAUUGGAUUUAAAUCCAGGAUUGAGCGAGAAUUUGAAGGCAGCCAGCUGUGGAAAACCUCCUGUUUGCAAGUGGGAUCAUAUUGACGGAAUCAUCAACACAACCCUAUCAAGCGAUGCCUUUGCUCAAGCAAAAAGUUCUGGAGAGAGUCGUCGAAUCAGUGGACGAUAAUGAUGAAGUGUUUGUGUGCGAGAUAACUGGAGAAUUUUUUAGGAACUAUGACGAUUUCUUUAAUCGCACCAUGAUGUUGUCUUCCACCUUAUGGAGCUGUGCGAUGACUGGGCGCAGCAAUUUGACGUACAAGGACGCCCUUGACAGUGAAAGGUCUGCUAAACGUUCUCUAAAAACAUUUCCUACUGCGCUGAAAGGCCCGAUAUUGCUCAUCGCUUCAAGGACCAAGCGUACGGCAAUACACGAUUUGGCCAGCGAUGUUCACGGUUAUGCAAAGGAUGUGUUCUUUAAGGGCGAAACCGUGUACACCAAAACGGGCGUUCCGGAAACGAUGCGCAAGGCCAAAAUUGUCCGGGUGGUAAUCAGUGGUUCGCCAAAUGAACAUAUACCAUCGCGUCUGAUCUACCACGUCGAGAGCUAUGAUGAGGGAGCUCCAUCAAACUACUCCGUCCGAGGAGAAGCCAUAAUACGGGAGCGGAACUCUUUGUCACGGGAAAAAUGUAAGCUGUUUCUGAAGCAGCACAUUGAACUGGGAGCAAACCAGAUGUUGUGUGUGAAGAAAGAAUCAUUGGAACAGUUUGUUACGUCUAAAGGUUGCACCGACGAUAAAGUAUUCUACGGACAGAAUCCGGACUUUGAAGUUUCAAAAAAAUUGCAGGUACAGAAAAAGUUCUCUCAGGGCGCACAGAAAACCGCAAAACCCCCAAAGAAUGCAAAUCAAAAAGGUGCCAAAUUGGUUGACAAGGAGAACAACAAAAAACAGCAAAGCAUUGAAAAUUAUUUGACACAAUUAGCUAAUGAUUCUGUUGCAAAAAAGGAAGCAAUCAAAGAAAAAAAGAAAAAUCGCAUUGAAGAGCGGGCUAAACAGCAGAUGUUGAGUAAGGAAAAAAUGCUGAUAGAGAAGGAGUUGCUACUUCCGCAGGUUGCGAUCGCGCUGAGGGAAUACAGCGCUAUAAAGGAAGAUUUGGAGCUUACGGACCAACGUGUUAUACCGCCAGCACGAGAGGUGCAAACGUUAAUCGGUGAAGAACAUUUCCCAGAUUUUCUUUUCAUACUAGAAUUCCUUAAUACGUUUGGCGAUUUACUCUCAAUCGAAACUAAAUUCCCGGAUGGCGUUACGAUGGAGCUGCUCCAGCAAGCUUUGCUGCUGCGAGAGUUUGAUGGUCCGCUCAGUGAUAUCCUUCAGGUGCUACUGAGUUCAAUAUUUGCUGCCUUGAAUGUGCUGGAACCGUCUGAAGAAGCGAACGUAGAACCAGGCACCAAAAAGGUGGACAAUUGGUGCCGCAAACAUCUCUCUACUGAUUUAACGAACCUACCGAUGGAUUCGACGACUAUUUCCGAAAUAUUGCGGUUGCACAUUAUCGCUUAUAGUCAACCAAAAUAUUUGGGUGAUGCUUGUUUUAUCUUGAUCCGUGAUCAUCCAAGCAUGAUGCAAACGUUAUCAACGCAAACUGUUUUCGAGUUACCAACUAAAAAUGUAAUACAAUUAAUUUGUGCUCUCAUACACCAGUUACUUAUGACCGAUCAGGUACUAACCCAAGUGGAGAAUUUAGGAGAUGCUCGAAUCAAAUUGAGGAACAACCUACAGGAACAGAGUCGUUUAAUACACAAGACAAAGUCGUUAAAACAGGUUGCGCUGGACAGCAUGAAAAAAUCAUUAUCAUCUUAUGAGGGCCUGAAGUCGGAAGAUGAGUUAGGCGAAUGCCGGAAGAAACUGGAAGAAAAGUUAAAUGACGAAUUGGCACAAAUCGAAACGGACGCCCGUCUUAAGAUGAAGGAGCUGCAGGAAGAAUUGGAGACUCUGAAUCAAAGCUACAAUUUGUACCAAGUGCAUCUAGGAUCCGAUCGUGGGUUCCGCAAUUAUUGGCAGUUCCAAUCGAUACCAGGUUUGUUUGUGGAGCAUGAACAAAAGUUCAUUGGGUGCUGCUUGGAACGCGUGCCAAUGCAAAUUCCUGCUCUGGUACACUGUGAACUAAAGUAUAGGAAGAAGUAUAUUACAGAGUCAAUUCUAAAAUGCGCUGGGAACAGCGAUGGCUUGUUGCAAAAAGAAGGGGAUGUUUAUGAAGAAUUGUUGUUCCGCGGGAGCAAUUUGCUGCAACAGAGCAAAAAAAGAAAAAAAGAGGCCUUAUUAUUCGACAAAGCAAACCGUACAGUAGCGAAUAACGUUCCCGCCACACAUCCAACCAACCGCGAGUUAUUCAUGUGUACUGGUAAUGGAGAAAACUGUCCUGUUCAUCUUCCUGAGCAACAAUCCAACCUUCAUGCUAAAUGGGGCUACUAUGCGACACGACAAGAGUUGGAUGAGCUCAUCAAAAGCCUCAACCCAAGGGGUCGCCGUGAGCAAUCCCUACGUAAAGCGUUAAUUUUACACCGCGACAACAUAGAAUCAAGGAUUGAACAGUGCCCGAUAGAAAAAUUGUCCGUUCAAGAGAACGAUCGUACAAUGAUGCAGGCCAGCGUGCUCGAAUCGCAACACAACAAUCCCAACCCAGGUAUACCGGAAAAUGAGUUGCUCGAAACAAUGUUCCGAGAGAGCUUGAUCGAACUAGAAGGACGAAUUACUGCCGGGUGUUUGGGUGAACUGAAGGUUAACAGUAUUGAAAAGUGGCGUAAUGCGAUCUUAAAUCGGUCGUACGAUUCGCAAAUUAAAGAAAAACUAGUGUGGGGUCAGAACCGGGCUAUAGCAAAGAAGUUUCACGUAACGAAAACAAAUCAAGAAUCAUCUAGUGAGGAAUCUGAGGAAGAACUGAACGAUAUAUUCGAAUUGUGUAAAACAGAUUCAAGGUACGGUUUAUCGGAAACUACUAAUGCUGAUGUACCUACACAGAAAAAAGAUCCAUCAAAUGGUUUGCAGCAAAAUACGGUUCGUUCAAUGGCUUCGGCGUUGCUUCAAGUCGAGCAAAGCAUUGAUAUAAAAUUUUUCAUGCAUCCGUUUGGACCAAAAGGAAAUUACAGGGACCCGAACAGGAUCUUACUCUGUCAAUUUCUAGGUCAGAAAAAGUUGAUCCAUUGGGAAACUUCACUAAUGCAUGCCACUUCCUUCUCGCAGCUCUUUUUACAUUAUCACGUGCUGUACGAUGCAAUACGAUGGUCGAGGUCUAUCGAGCGAGCAGUCUGCAUGGUUUGUAGAUUAAAAGGUGACGGCAGCGUAUCGCUUUUGUGCGACGAAUGUAAUCGGGCCUGUCACAUGUAUUGCCUUAAGCCGAAACUUAAGAAAAUUCCAGAGGGCGAUUGGUUUUGUAUGCUAUGCAGACCGGAGGACCACGAACCGAAGCACAGAGUAACUAGCGGAAAUCGAAUCACCAAAAUAAUCGAUUACGGAGAAUCGGAUUCGGAUAACUCAGAUGAUAGUGAUGAUUGUGAGAGUGGAAGUAAAUUAAUCGACAAAAAAGCAAAAUCGAAAGUAGUCAAACCACGUCGAAAGGCCUCGUCAUAUGAGGACGAUGCAUAUGAAGAGGAUAUAUCAAUGAUAGAACCCAAAGUAAAAAAACCUAAAAUUGUAAUACACAAAAAGGCCGAAACGAAGAAGCUAAAUUCAUCGCGAAGUGCUUCUCAAAAAGCUAACCAGGGAACAGGAACAGUACACGCUAAACGUAACCAUCAAAUAGAAUCCAAGCAGGAAAAUCGAACCAACAAAACGACGCCUCAGAAAACCAUUAAUCGCUCGAGUGUUGGAAGACGGUCUCUGGACGCUGAAAAGAAGAAAGUAAUUCCUUCGGACACCUCUCGUCGAACAGCUCGCAACCAGGAAAAAAGAACCGAAAAUAACCAAGCACUACAACGGCGUCCUCAUCCAAAGCGUACCCGGCAAACAGAACCCAUGAAAGAUGGACAUACCAAAAAAAGGAAACUUUCGGAAAACAUUAAUAGUCCAAGUACUGGACGGCGGUCGCUGCGACUUUCAACGAAGGAAGAUUUCCUUUCUUCGUAAUGUGACGGUGGUGAUCAAAAGCAUAUUUUACUUUUUGGGAGUGAUUUUAAAUUAUUAUUUUUUUCUUAAUACAAUAUUAAAAGUACGUUUCUAGUACGAUGGAGUUUUCUUUCUUUUAAUUAUUCGGACAACUAUAUUAGAAAAGAACCAUCAACAAUUACACAUUGGGAUUUAUUUACCAUUUAUUUUGCGAAACAGUGAAAAUUAUUCAGAGUUAAGCUUUUGCUUAAAAAUAUACGACACUA